UUUUUUGCGUACGUUGUUUACUAAACAACUAAACCAAAGACUGAAAGAGCUUCUAAGUUCUAACUAGUAGAUUAGUUUCUAAACUAGAUUAAGGCUCUCUAUAUCUAAGUCUGUGCCAAUCUAAGGUCUAGAUCUAGAUAAUCUGUUCAGAUAUAGAGGUCUAGAUCUAUAUUAACUAGAGAGAGAGAGAGUCACGAGUUUAUUAACUUUACUUUAUAAUAUUAUAAUAUUAUAUUAUAUUUAUUUUAUUUUAUAGUCAUAUACUUAUACGUCCGAAAGAUCUAAAUUCUAAAUCUAGUCAUAUAGAUAUAUUAUUAUAUUUGUAGAGAUUCAGUUUUACUAAGUUUUAGAUUUAUAAAUGAUCUCUGAUAAAACAUAAACAUUGAAAUAAAUGAAUGAUUGAUUAUCUAUGACUAUGAAUAUGAUUACAUGAUCAUCAAUCAUCAAGAUUUAGCUACAGCUUCAGGAAGAUGAAGCUUUAAAGAAUGAGUUGGGUUGAUAUCUUAAGUAUUGCAGCCACUGUCACAUCAUUUAUUGUUCAGUUUAUAGGCAUAAAAAUCUGCUUUGAAAUAAUAAGUAAAGGUAACACAGGUGACAUUUCUUCUAUACCUUUCAUUGCAUUUUUUAUCAGUACCGCUAUUUGGCUCAAGUAUGGAUUGAUGACUGAACUUACAAAUGUGAUAUUAACAAGUGCUCUGGGCACACUACUACAAUUAAUAUACAUCUACGUUUAUUAUUUAUAUUGUACAAAAAAGUUUCAAUUUUAUGUUUUUUUAAUCAUUGGAAUGAUGUUGAUUGUUAUUCCCCUUGCAUAUGUUGACUUUUAUGAAUCAGAAUUUGGUAGAGCCAAACGGAACCUAGGUGUAUAUUGUGGAGGCCUUACUAUAUUGUGUUAUGCGUCACCAUUGGCUACAUUGUCAGAAGUCCUGAAACAGAAAUCUACACAUUCUGUUUCAUUUCCCUUAUGUUUUGUGAAUUUUGUAAGUGCAAGUCUUUGGACAUUGUAUGGAGCAAUAAUCAAAGACCGUGUACUAGUGAUUUCAAAUGUUUUUGGUAUAUUUCUGGGCUUUAUACAGUUUUACUUGUUCUACAAAUUUGGCUGCAAGAACACAAAACCAACACAUGUAUUAGAAACACCUUAAUCUAUUCUCUAUUGUACAUAUGGGAAUCUCUUAUUAAAACAAUCAGCCAACAA
Messenger RNA from Biomphalaria glabrata, 1195 nucleotides. RefSeq names its product sugar transporter SWEET1-like. Gene Ontology annotation, cellular component: membrane. Gene Ontology annotation, biological process: carbohydrate transport. Bases 486 to 1142 code for a protein of 218 amino acids. The record is from RefSeq and is a predicted model, not a curated record. The transcript is spliced from 7 exons. Gene Ontology annotation, molecular function: sugar transmembrane transporter activity. Lineage: Eukaryota; Metazoa; Mollusca; Gastropoda; Planorbidae.